Molecule: messenger RNA, 504 nt
Organism: Chaetomium globosum CBS 148.51
Lineage: Eukaryota; Fungi; Ascomycota; Sordariomycetes; Sordariales; Chaetomiaceae
Exons: 2
Coding region: 1-504 (167 amino acids)
Source: RefSeq, a predicted model, not a curated record
AUGGCCACGGUCCAGCUCGCCGUGGCUUCACCGACCUACAAGAUCCCUCUGGCCCUGUCCAGGGUUGCCCACAAGGGCCAAUUUUGCACCUAUCCCGAGGAAUUCGUGGUCAAGAACUUCCGCACUUGGACCCCCGAGGGUGGCAACAACCGCUCCGCCACCGUCGAGUUCGAUUACACGGAUGACAGCGUCAUGCCUGCCAUUGAGACCAAGUGCCACUUCAACGAGACCUCGGUCAACGUGGGCCCUCAGGACCUCGCUGCUCGUUAUGCCUGCGAGAACAGCCUAGUCGAGUUCAUAUGGAACGAGCGCGAGCUUACCAUGGUUGAACGAGCUUGUCCGUUCGAAACUGAGAACCGCCCCUUUGAGGCUGCCGGCUGGGUUACGCCGAACAUGAAAUGCACUCUGAGCACCCGGAAUGGCACCGCUGAUGGCCAAGCCUGCUCGUCGUCGCCGAGCGUCCUGUCUGCCGUGUUCAACAGCCUUGAGCCGAGGCCGAACUAA